UGUCCGGGAAGGGCGGCCCGGACGCGCAGGGGGUGGCCUCCUGGCGGCGCUUCGCCUCCGGACUAGUGUGGCCCAGUCGCCGACCCGUAGGACCGGCGGCGUCCCCCGCGGUCGCUAGGCAACCGCCGGCAGCCGGCUAGGCGGAGAAAACCCAGCGCGCUCGUCCCGGCGCCAUGGACCUGGUCAUCACGCAGCAGCUGGCCCGCGCCGGGAGCCAGCAGGAUGACGCGUCCCUGAAGAGGGCUUAUGCGCUGAUUAAGUCGGCCAACCUGGGCAAAUCAGAGUUCGACCCCAUGGAGAGCUUCAGCCCCGACCUGUUUGUUUUGUGUGCAGAACAGGCGCUGAAGAUGGGGCACCCCGAGAUGAGUGACGACUGCAUCCAGAUGUACUUCAAGGUGAAGGGGCCGGUCACCCAGUUCCUGGGCCGAGCGCACCUGUGUAAGGCCCAGCUCUGUGCCCCCAAGUCCACCGAAAACCUGGAGGAAUUUGAAAAUUGUGUGACUCAGUAUAUGAAGGCAAUAAACUUUGCAAAAGGAGAACCCAGGUAUUACUUCCUGGUGUAUAACGCAUCAGUCCUCUACUGGCAAAUGGUGAGGCCAUUUCUCAAGCCGGGAUAUCAUCACCAUCUGAUCUCCAGCUUCUCCCAAAUUGUCAACGUGUUAAAUCAGACUGAAGAAGAGGACAAGGAGUGGCGGGCAGAGCUGAUGCUGGAGCUUCUGGACUGUUAUCUACAAGCUGGAAAAAAGGAAGAGGCUGCAAAAUUUUGUGUCACUGCAGCGCCAUUUAUAAAAGCUAGCGUGCCACAGAAAUAUCGACACAUAUUUUCUGUUAUGGUGAGACAUGAAUUAGUGGAUGAGCUUCAGUUAGAGGAAGAAAAGAAAACCUCCGCUAGCCUGGCUGUCACUUACCACAUUAAUAUGCUAAAAGCAAAAUUGGAUAAAAAUGAGUUACCUGAAGAUGUGAACUCAAUUCUGAAGAAGGCCUAUAAACAUUUAAGUUACUAUAAUCACCAGCGCUUCCCUUCAAUCAGAGAGGAAAAGAUUCUUUUGCUUUUUGAAUUGGCUCGUCUCUCUUUGACCUUGAAAUGUGAGGAGAUCUCCUCUGGCUGCCUCUCAGACUUGAAGAGUAUUAACAGCACAGAUCCUGGGAAGCUGAUUGAAAUCGAAUGCCUGGAGUACGAAUUAGAAGCUUUAAGACUCGAAAGUAAAAUUAAAAUCUAUGUCCGAGCAGCCGUUGAGACCCAGCUGAACCUGGUGCGGAGACUUGACGUGGCACUCCAGCGGGCCGUGCGGCUGGGCGAGCCCGGGCCCAUCCACGUGGUGUGUGCCACCCAGUGGAACACGAGUCUCCCUCUGCUGCAGCACCACCUGCGGCAGCAGCUGCGGAAGCCACUGGCCAACGUCGCAGACACCCUGGAGAAGGUGGACAGCCUCAUGGUCCUGCUCCGUUGCCAAGUGCACAUGGAGAUGGCGCACAUCGAGGAGGACGAGGACCGGCUGGAGCCGGCCAUGCAGCACCUGCAGAAGGCCAUGCUCCUGGACAGCCUCGGCCUCUACCAGGACAAGCUCACCAUGGCCUUGAACCGGCUGCGCCUGUGUACCAUGCUGUACCAGUCCCCCGAGCGUGCUGAGGACAAGGCCAUCAUGGCCAUUGAGCAGGCAAAAAAAGCUAUCCCAAAAGAUAGCGUCAGGAAGAAGCGGGCUCUCCUGGUGAAUGCAGGCCUGGCGCUAGCCCCCGACACCUUCCAAAUUGUGCUCGACAGUGAGAACGAGGCCAAAGUUUCCAUGGGGAAAUCCAGGGGCCGGUUCACCUACCUGUUUGCCAAGGCGCGGCACCACAUGAUCAGCGUGGACAAAGCUGCCGGGCAUCUGCGGCGUCUGGGGAAUGAGAAUGACAAGGAGAGAAUCCAGAUCUGGGCGGAGCUCGCCAAAGUCGCCCGGAAGCAAGGCGUAUGGGAUGUGUGCCGGGCGGCGAGCCGCUUCUGUCUCCUGUAUGACAACGUGAAGGUGAAGAAGCUGGUGCGGCCGAAGAAAGGAAAGAAGAAGAAGGGUGGAGACAGCCAGGCCCAGGACGCCUGGGGCCAGUCGGAGGUCACCCUGCAGAGGCAGGUGUCCCCCACCCUGCUCCGGAAGUUCGCGGAGGUGGGGUUCAUCAGUGCAGAGGCCACUGUCCAGUUGCUGCGCUCAGAAGGCGUGGAGCUAAAUAACCAUCCGCACCCGCCGGAGGACCUGAGCCAGCACUCGGCCGGCUACACGGUCGAGUCCCCGGAGGACAGCGCGCAGUGGAUCACGUACCAGACCUGGAUCGAGAGUCUGUCGCAGAGUGCCAUGCACAGCUGGUUGCGGUCCGCCGAGAUCGGACAGGAGAUCCGGGAGGGCUGGAUCGUGCAGAACGCCGUGGUCUACGUCCUGAACCACAACCACCACCUCAUCGUGGCCGGGCGGCAGAAGGAGCUUGUGGACACCCUGGACCACCUGCUGAGCAUCGUCAAGGCCACGGGCCACAGCGGAGACCCCACCAUGUUGGUGAUGCUCUGCAAUGCGUUGGCUCGAGGCUUGAUUCUUAACUGGAUUCCAGCCCAAGUGCCAGAAAAAUCCAAAAGACCCAUGCGCUCAAACCUGUUUCACACACCACUGGACUCGGUAGCCAGCUCUGAAGUCAGGACUGCGGUGGAGGUCUGCGAGUUUGCCCUGAGCCUGACGGACGGGACUGUGCACAAGGAGGCGGUGCCCACCAGCGCCCGGCAGCAGCUCAUCGCCACCUGGGUGAAGGCCAAGCAGCUGCUGCAGCAGCAGAUUGGGCCGCGGCUGGGCAUGGACGAGCAGAGUCCCAACGAGGACGUCAACUCAGUGACGCGGGUCCUCGUCGCUCUGGAGAUGUACUCCAGCAAUGGGCUGGGCCUCAUGGACUUCACCGUGCCCCCCUUGGCCCAGUUGGUGAAGAUGGCUUCCGAGUGCAGCUGGUCGGACCCCCUGGUGGAGCUGCAGACCCUCAUGCGGCUGACUCACUUUGCGCACGCGGCCCACGACUACGAGGUCACCAUGCUCUGCUCUCAGAAGGCCAUCCAGACGGGCAUUCGGUACCUGAGGAUGUGUAGCCCGGUCGAGACUGAACUCGUGGCGGAGAUGCUGAGCACCACAGCCUGCAUCCAGGGCAGGAGCAUCAUGGAGAACCUGAAGGGGAGAAAGCAGCUGCGCCUGGUGGCUGCCAAGGCCUUCGUAGAGAGCGCCAAGUUUGGGGGCAUCGCGAGGAACAGCGCCCUGGUGAUGCUGGCUGUGAGGCACUAUUGGAACACCUGGCUUCCGUUCCUGUCUUCUGCAGCCAACAGGAAGAAAGCCAAGAACGUCACACAGAGGAUCAUCAGCAUCAUCAACAAGACAGAAGCGAAAAAGCAGGGAAAAGGGAAAGUGCUGAUUCUGCACCAGUGGCCUACGGCGGACUUCCACAGUGGAGGGAUGACAGAAGGUCAUUUUCUCCCAGGGGCCGAGGACGACCUGACGCUCCGCGCCGCGCUCUAUGGCCUGCUCUUCCACUGCCACGCCGACCAUGGCGACUGGGAGGGCGGCCUCAAGGUGCUGGACGAGGCUGUGCAGAUGCUGCCGCGGACCGCGCACCGCCUCUUGAUUUUUAAACAUAUGGUCAUUGUGAAGGCCAAACUUGGCCAGAAUUUUACAAUGGAAAUACAGAAAUUCAAAGACGAAAGCGAGGAUUAUUUGGCACACAUGUGGCACCGUCUGGCCUUGAACUCGAAGAGUGUCUCCGGAGAGCUGGUCUGCUACCACAACGCCAUCCAAGCCUUGCAGAAGCCAGAGAGCGAGUGGCAAAAAGUUGAGUACAUCAUGGAAUUCAGCGAGUGGCUGUAUUACAAACAGUUUCCUAUGGAAGACGUGACAUUCCACCUGAAGUGGGCGAUUGACAUCCUGCUGCUGAUGACACCCGCCAGUGACACACCUGAGCUGGCAGGUGAGGGGGAGCACCUGUCCACUCAGGGAGGCCCAGAAAGUGUAGUGUCCGAGGACGCGGGGUCAGUCCCCUUGGAGAAGCUUCGGAACGUGAGACAGCUGGAGGCGCUGGCUCGCGCCUACACCCUGCUGGCCCUGAUGGUGUCCCCGAGCGCGGCCAGCUACGAGGACUACUGCCUCAUGGCCUACACGUACCUCAAGCGCAUCUGGCAGGUAUCUUUAUUAACAGCAGGAAAAGCAAUUUCAGAAAGUAAAAUUCUAGCAGCAACAGCUAGUUCACAUUUGUUAUUGCCUAAAAAAGAGAAGGAGAAGAAGAAGGAGAAAGAGAAGGGGAAGGAAAAGGAGAAAGAGAAGGAAAAGGGGAAGGAGAAGGAGAAAGGGAAGGACAAGGAGAAGGACAGAGAAAAGGGCAAAGACCUCAAGCAGCAUCACACCGCGGUUCCUGGCCAACAGCUGGAAGACUUACCGACAAGCAUAGAAGAAUGGGCUUCCUACUCCUGCCCUGAAGAAGUGAUGUCGGUGUUUAAACAAGAUAAAAGCGACUUUACCAUUAACCCGUCAAGCAUCCAGAAGCCGACGUACACUUUAUAUUAUUUGGACCAUUUGGUCAGAGCCCUGCAGAAGAUGUCCCUCUACGAGCUCACCAUCCCAGUCCUGCAGUUGGGUGUAGUAAUUGCAGCAUCUGUGGUAGAAAGCAAGAGCCUCAAGGAUCUCUACCACCUGCGACUUGCCCUUGCUUGUUUGGAUUUGAAAUUGCGAGAAGCAGCUGCCUACCAUGAAGAGGUGGUCGGGCAGACAUACAUCUAUGAGCUGGAGCAGGCAAGCUGCAGAAAAGAAAUUGCCUUGAGAAAGGAGAAGAAUAAGGAACCGCUCUUGGAAGACAGUGUGCCAACUCUGGCUGAACCCAUAACUGCAGUGGACCCAGCAGAAAUGAAGCCCCUCGUGGCCAAGGACAAGCUCCUGAAGAUAAACGGAGAGACCGGGAGGGGCCUGGAAGGGACAUCCUUCCCCCAGCUGUGGACCCUCAAAGCAGAAGUGCUGCUGGACAUGGACCUGUACCAGCCUGCGAGGCUGCUGCUGUCGGAGGCCUACCUGGCCUUCCAGGAGCUCAAUGACCCUUGUGCGGAAGCAAGAUGUCUGCACCUUCUUGCACAGCUGGCAAACAAGGAGAGAAACUACGGACAAGCGAAGAAGAUGGUGGAGCAGGCCCAGCACCUGGGGGGGGGCGAGGAGUUCUGGUACAGCUCAGCCCUGACUCUGGCAGACACGCUCCUGGCCAUGGGAAGCGACGGCAGCGAAGUGGUGGCCUUCCAGCUGUUUCAGAGACUCAUCGAUACCUUCAGGGUCCUGCAGAAGGAAAGACCUAACCGAGUGCCCAUCUUGGAAUUUAUGGUCACAGACCUAGAAGCCAGAUGUGUGCACCUCCGCAUCCGGGCCGUUCAGGGACUGCUUGACCGUGAAUGCUUGUUUCUGCUGACCGAACUGGAUGAUCACUUGAUGGAGAUUGAGAAAAAGUUGACCACCUGGGGCUACAGAGAGAAUUGUGUGGACAUAAAACUAGAGCGCGCAAAGAUAAAGAGAUUAUGUGCCCAAAAUGAGAAAAAUGAGGAGCAAAAAACCGCGUAUCACUUGGAGGCGUACGACUUGGUCCAAAGAGCUGUGGCCGAGGCGGAGGAGCUGUUUCUCAGGGUGCAGGGCUUACUGUCCUUGCAGGAGGGGGCCCAAGGGGGUCAGGAAGGUAGAGCACAUGCUGUACAGGGAACAAUAAAGGUCGGCGAGGAUUUGCAGAACAUCAACACACCUCUGAUGAGGAAGCUGGCGCGCCUGCGGCUCAGCCUUGCAGAAGCGUCUCUGGACAUGCUGCAGCUCAUGUGGGCGGAGGCCCAGGCCCAGCAGCUUGAGCAGGGCUCCAUGGACAAGCUGCUGGCCGACUAUCUGCAGAGCUUGAGUGACUACACCUCCACAGGCCUGAAAUGGUUCAUGCUGAGGCGGACCCUGGCCCACGUUGUGUUGGUGCAGCUGGGGAGCCUGCAUUCGCUGUGUGCCGGCUGCGUGGAGAUCCGUGCUCAGGCCCUGGGCCUGGCGGGGAAGGCCCUCCGCCUGCUGGCCAUGCACGCAGACCCCGAGCGCCCCACCUGCUACUGGGAGGAGGGCCUCUCGGCCAGCCCUGAGCUGAACGGCCUUAGGCAACUGGAGACGCUCCCGGAGGACAGGGCAGGCAAGGAUCACUACGAGGACCUGCGGGCCUCGAGGGCCACCCCCAAGGAGCACCGCAGGAAGGGCUCGGAUCAGCAGAGGAGGAUGGUGCUGGCCCGGCGGUACCUGGCCCAGGCCUCCGAGGCGCUGCUGCAGUGCCUGCAGGUCGCCCUGGGGAGCUGCCUCCUGGACGUUGCCGCCGCCGCCAGCCUGGACAUGGUGGAGUGCACGGGCACCCUGGACCCGGAGGCCACCUGCCAGUUCCUGGCACUGUCUCAGAGCUGCCUGGCUUCAGAAAUGAUGCGGGAUGUCCUGUUCACGGCCACGGCCAGCACCAGCAGCUCGCAGCUCGCAGCCCUGCUGCAGCUCGAGCACCAGCUGAAGCAGAAGGGGAGGACGUCCACCAGCUUCUUUGCGAGCGUGGAGCAGACAUUGGCUGUCAUUUCCAAGGCGUGGCAGAAUCUAAGGGUCACUGAGCAGCAUUUUAACCUCCUGAAUGAAAUCCCGCCUACCUUUCGGAUCCUCAUCCUGCAGCACUCGCCGGACAGGGCCUGUCUGUACUGCACAGCCUAUGAGAGACCCAAGUCCAUCCCCGCGGCCAAAGGGAAGGUGCUCCAGGUGGGAGGCUCCUGCAAGGUAGCACGGAUGGCCGUGAGCCCGGACACCUUCUCCUGCCUGUUGGCCAGUGCCCAGCAGUUCCGGGAGCUGACCCAGGCUGCGGUGCACAAUGAGGACCUGGCCCUGAGCUCAGGCACGGAAUUGGAAAGUGUGCACCUUAAAAAGGAAGGACACUCUCUGCAGAGAUUCAGUGAUGUCCUGGCAUCCAUGGAGGAGUACCUGAGGCCACUGUUCCCAGUGCUCAGCAGCCCUGCGGCCAGAACACAGAUUCCCACGCCUGCUGCGGAUUCCGGGAAAUCAAAGGGCAAAGACAAGGAAAGGAAAGUGUCCCCGCCCCAUGGUGACUGGUGUCCCCUGUCCGCAGUUCAGCUCGAAGCUGCAGACAACACCAUCCUCAUUGUGGACAAGGAUCUUCUGGAGCUGCCGCUGGAAGGCCUCUCUGUGUUUGAGGAGGCCGUGGUCUCCUCCGUGUCCCGGGAGUUCUCCCUGCAGAUGUUAUGCCAUCGCCUCCACAAAGAGGAGACAGCCGAGGGGACCGUGAAGAAGGAGGGCAGAGGCAAGAAGAGGAGUCCAGCGAAGAAGGGACAGAAGGACACUCCGCCCCGGCUCAUCCCCCCGGACUGCAUCGUAGUCGACGCCGACAACUUCAAGUUCAUCGUGGACCCCUACGGGGAGGCCCAGGGCAUAGAAAGGCUGACUCCUGUCUUCGUCACCCGGGAAAUUUUGGAAAGAUUCCGAGACACGUUCACUGCUCUCUGGGUGGGACAUCUGGGAAAUAAGCACUUCCCCAGCCAGGCCGAGUGGGAGCAGCUCCUGGGCAGCUGCAGCGGCUUCUUCUUCUACGGGAUGGAGAGCUUCCUGUCCCACAUACUGGUGGAAAGGUUGGCUGCCAUGAACCUACGAGAGUGCCAGAUGAUGGUCCUGCUGGGCCUGACGCGGUCCUACAAGAGCAUGUGGCGGCGUAUGGAGAACUCAGAGAACAAGAGGUCUGUUGACAGUUGGCAGGCCGAUCGGGAGAGCAGUCCGUCUCCUUCAGAACAUGGGAUCUGGGUCAAACUGCUGUCCCUCCCGCCACAGCUCAGCGACCAGGAGCGGCUGCCCAUCGUCCUCAACUUGGUCCUGUACGGGCUGCCACACCUGGCCAUCGGGUGA
Mirounga angustirostris (Northern elephant seal) is the source of this 7928-nucleotide messenger RNA. It is a transcript of the gene CFAP46, whose product is annotated as cilia and flagella associated protein 46. The record is from RefSeq and is a predicted model, not a curated record. Gene Ontology annotation, biological process: axoneme assembly; cilium movement involved in cell motility. Gene Ontology annotation, molecular function: protein binding. The transcript has 61 exons. Bases 174 to 7928 code for a protein of 2584 amino acids. Lineage: Eukaryota; Metazoa; Chordata; Mammalia; Carnivora; Phocidae.